UCUGGAGCAGCCGUUUUUAAAAUGUGUCUGGUUUCUGGACUGUUUAUUUCGCAGCUGUGGGACGAAAGGGUUGUAAGUUACCUGUCUUCACAAAACCAAUUAAUAACCCUACGAUACAGAAAAAGUGGCUUUGGCUUUUCAGGUUUGAAAUCCCUUUGAAAUAAAGGGUCAGCCAAGAUGGCGAUGAACUUAGGUGUCAAGGCUCUUCUUUGCUGGGUUAACAGUAUAAAACUGUCAGACCGAGACAUAACAUUAACUAUUGACGAUUUACAAGAUGGGACAGUCUUACUGAAGAUUGUUUACAUGCUGAAAAAGGAAUCCAACUCCUGUUGCAUUAAUUCCAUCGAGGAUCGGUUUAAGAUCAUAGCAGACUUUGUGGAAAGGGAUUGCAGAUUCAGUGCAACCAAAGGCACUUCAUUGUCUUGGGACAACAUAGUAGAUGGCAUCAACCUAACAGUAGAAAUUGCAAAGGUGCUUUUGUUGCUCGUGUACCAAGACAUGAUGAAUCACCGCUGCACACUAAACACAUUAGAAUGUGAAGUGGAGCGAGAGAUAGCGAACCUAACGGGUUCAUAUGUGAUGGAGAGCGAGGGCUCUGUUUAUUUGAAUCACGGCCUCGAUGCCUAUUUGGCAAGGAGACAUUUACCUGCCAACUGUGAAAUAUUUGAGGAACUAGCAACCACCUCUACAUCCAGUCUGUCGACCAUGUCCUCGCUGUCUGAUGGUGACUCCCCUGUCUUCCACCGCACACAGAAAAUCACAUUUUUGGAUAUGCAAACUGUGGCUUCUUCCUCAGUCAGCAAAUCUCCUCUGCAGGAUAUCAUGAACACACCUAAAUUUCAGUUGAGGAAGAUGCAGCGACAGAUGAUCAAGGAGAGAGACUACAGAGAUGGGUUGGAGAGGGAACUGGCCAGCAAGCUUGCCCUCAUUGCACAGAGAGAAACCCAUAUUAACCAGUUACAGUACCGCCUUGAUAAGCUGAAAGAAGAGCAAGGUGAUCAGGAGCAAGUUUUGAGGGAACAAAUCAAUGAGCUUGAGACCAAGAACAACACGCUACAAAUGCGUAUUCAUGAUAUGUUGAAGGAAAACAAAGACCUAAAGUGUAACUCCGCACUGAUGGAACGCAAAGUGUUAGAGUGUACAGAAGAAAAUGGUGUACUUUCUUCCCAGAUGAGAGCAGUGUGUUCACAGCUGGCCAUCUUUGAGGCAGAAGUUGGCAGGCUGACAGAAACCCAAGCAUCUGCUCAGGAGGAGUGGAAAAGCAAAACGGACCACCUAGAGUCUGAACUCAACCAAACUACUGCUCAAAAGGAUCUACUGACUGAACAAAUUCAGAUCCUCCAGGGAAAGAUUUCAUGUUUGGAGGAUGAAAUAAGCAGGGCCUCUAAAGAAGAAGUAGGGGAGAAUAUGGGGCCUAUAAUGGAGAGAGAAAUGUAUGAGACUGAAAUCAACAGCCUAAAGAAUGAGCUGGAAGGCACAUUUUGCUCCCUGAAAAGGGCUGAGGUGGAGAUUCAGUCCAAAACACAGCAACUGGCAGAGUAUCAGGAAGAAAUAGCUCAACAGAAGGAUCUCCAGAAGCAACAGAAGUCCCAAAGUGAAAAAAUGAUUCAUGCCAAGGAGGAAAUUUUAGACAAGUUGCAAAAGGAGAUCAAUAAGCAGAGAGCAGUCCUUCAGCAAGAGAUCCAGGAUCUGAAACUUCAACUUGAGCAAGUUGAGCAUCAGAAAAUUGAGCAGAUGACCAGAUUACAACAGCAUAUUGCUGCUUGUGAAGAAGAAGUUGUAAAACUAAAGGAAAUUAAGAAAGAGAAGGAAGACCUUCUCCACCAGACAGAAGAAAAAAUGAGAGAGCUUGAGACACAGUUAUCUGCUGCCAGUUCUCUCUUGGCUGAUAAAGAUCAACAAAUUAACAGUCUCAGAGAAGAAGUUGACAUUCUUACAGAUGAAAUUAAAAGUGACAGAAAUGAAAUUCAAGCCAAAGAGGAAAUGCUUGCCAAAUUACUUCUGGAGAAGUCUAAUGACCACGAACAUUUUCAAAAUAAAAUCCAGACCAUGACAGUCCAAGUGGAAGAUCUUAUCUCAUCUCUCAAACAGGCUGAGCAGGAAAUCCAAAUUAAGCAAGACCUAUUGGCUAAAACCCAACAAGACAAUACCCAACAAAGAGAGGCACUCCAACAGCAGAUUGUGACACGUGAAGAAGAGGUUCAGAAGUUAAACAAAGAGAUCGAGGUCAAAAAUGAGCAGCUUGUUAUUCUAAAGAAUGACAGCUCUCAACAGUCUAAAUUGCUUGAGCAAGAGAUUAAUGGUCUAAAAGGCCAACUACAAAGUCUGAUGGACUCUCUCAGAAAAGCUGAGCAACAAGUUCAGGCUCAGAAGGUUAUUCUUACAGAGCAGGAGCAGGAAAGUGCUCAUCAGAAGGAGCUCCUGCAGCAACAACUGUCUGCUUCUGAGGAAAGGACGAGGAGCAUGAUGGAGGAGAUCCAGACUAAAGAGGAACAGAUUAACAUGUUGGAAAAACAAAGUUCAGAGCAGUCAGAAACAUUACAUCAAGAGAUCCAAGAUUUAAAGCCACAAAUUGAGUCUCUUAGUUCUUCACUGAGGAAUGCUGAGGAGAAUUUGCAAUCCAAGGAAAAUCUAUUGGCUGAACAGCAUCUACAGAGCACUCAAGAUAUAGCGGCACUCCAGACGCAGAUGGUAGCAUCUCAAGAUGAGGUGAAGAGGCUAAAUACUGAGAUUCAUGCGAAGGAGGAGCAGUUAAUUCUUCUGAAGACCGAGACCUCUACACACUCUGAGUUGCUACAGCAGGAGAUUGAAAGUCUGAAUACACAAAUUGAAAGUAUGAGCAAUUCUCUUGAGAUCACCAAAGAUCAGGUUCAAGCCCAAGAAAAUUUGAUGGCCAAGCAGGAGAAGGAGAGCACUUUGCAGAUUGAGGAACUUAGAAAGCACAGUGCAGUUCUUGAGGAGGACGUUAAUCGGCUCAGGGAUGAGAUCCAAACUAAAGAGGGCGAGGUAGACAUGUUAAAGGCUAAUAACCACAAGGAGUCAGAAGUGCUACAGAAUGAGAUCCAGACACUCGGGGACCAAGUAAAAAGUUUGAGCGAAUCCCUGAAGACUACAGUAGAGCAGGUUCAGGCUAAAGAAAACCUGCUGACUCAAAAGGAAAUUGAGAUAUCUCAGGAAAAAGAGAAAUUUCAAAACUUGAUGACAUCCUCUGAAGGGGAGAUAAGUGACCUUAGGGAGCAGAUCAAGACUAAAGAGGAUCAGCUGGUCACACUGAAAAAGGAGAGCUCCAUACAUUCUGACAUGUUACAGCAAGAUAUUGAAUGUCUAAAAAAACAACUAGAAAGUCUAAAUGACUCUCUCAAAAAGUCGGAGGAACAAGUUGAAGCUCAGAAGAUUAUGCUUACAGAGCAGGAGCAGGAAAGUGCUCAUCAGAAGGAGCUCCUGCAGCAACAACUGUCUGCUUCUGAGGAAAGGACGAGGAGCAUGAUGGAGGAGAUCCAGACUAAAGAGGAACAGAUUAACAUGUUGGAAAAACAAAGUUCAGCGCAGUCAAAAACAUUACAUCAAGAGAUCCAAGAUUUAAAGACACAGAUUGAGUCUCUUAGUUCUUCACUGAGGAAUGCUGAGGAGAAUUUGCAAUCCAAGGAAAAUCUAUUGGCUGAACAGAAUCUACAGAGCACUCGAGAUAUAGCGGCACUCCAGACGCAGAUGGUAGCAUCUCAAGAUGAGGUGAAGAGCCUAAAUACUGACAUUCAUGCGAAGGAGGAGCAGUUAAUUCUUCUGAAGACGGAGACCUCUACACACUCUGAAUUGCUACAGCAAGAGAUUGAAGGUCUGAAUAAACAGAUUCAAAGUAUGAGCAAAUCUCUUGAGAUUGCCAAAGAUCAGGUUCAAGCUAAAGAAGAUUUGAUGGCCAAGCAGGAGAAGGAGAGCACUUUGCAGAUUGAGGAACUUAGAAAGCACAGUGCAGUUCUUGAGGAGGACGUUAAUCGGCUCAGGGAGGAGAUCCAAACUAAAGAGGGUGAGGUAGACAUGUUAAAGGCUAAUAACCACAAGGAGUCAGAAGUGCUACAGAAUGAGAUCCAGACACUCGGGGACCAAGUACAAAGUUUGAGCAAAUCCCUGAAGACUACAAUAGAGCAGGUUCAGGCUAAAGAAAACCUGCUGACUCAAAAGGAAAUGGAAAUUUCUCAGGAAAAAGAGAAAUUUCAAAACUUGAUGACAUCCUCUGAAGGGGAGAUAAACGGGCUGAAAGAGCAGAUUCAUGCUAAAGAGGAUGAGCUGGUCACUCUAAAGAAAGAGGGCUCCAUACAUUCUAAUAUGCUACAGCAAGAUAUUGAAUGUCUAGAAAACCAACUAGCUAAUAUGGUUGACUCUCUGACAAAGGCUGAGGAGAAGGUUCAGACUCAGCUAGUUAUGCUCACUGAACAGGAGCAGGAGAGCACUCAUCAGCACGAGCUCUUGCAGCAACAACUGUCAGCUUCUGAGGAGGAGGUAAAGAAGAUGAAAGGGGAGAUCCAAGCUAAAGAGGAACAGAUGAUGCUGCUGAAGACCGAGAGCUCAGAGCAGUUGGAUUCACUACAAAAAGAGAUACAAAGUUUAAAGACACAGGUGGAGACUCUUAGCUCCUCAGUGAGGAAGGCUGAGGAGGAUAUGCAAUCCAAGGAAGAUCUGUUGGCUCAACAACAAGAAGAAAAUACUCAACAGAGGGAGGCACUACAGAACCUACAGGAGAAAGUCAAACAAGUGGAGAUUCUUCAGGAAGAGAUUUCUUCACGCAACGAAGAGAUUCAAAAGCUAAAAGAAUCUCAGGCUGAGAGAGACUGUCUCCUUCUCAAGGCUGAGGAGAAGCUUCAGAUCCUCCAGACUGAGUUGUCUGCUGUCAACACACACAUAGCUGAUAAGGACCAAAAUCUGAACACUCUCAGAGAGCAGGUCGCUGCUCAAGCUAACUUGGUUCAAAAAGCAAAGGAGGAAGCUGAAGCCAAUGAGAAAAUGCUGGCUGAAAUAAAGAAGGAGAGCUCUAAACAGACAGAUGUUCUUCAACAAGAGAUUCAACAUCUGAAAGGGGAGUUGGAAACCAGUUCUUUUAAAGAGCAGAGGUUACUUCAAACUCAGCGGGAGUCUGCUCAGCAGAUAGAGCUCCUCCAGCAGCAGCUUGUCUCAGUAAAUGCAGAGACACAAGCGGCACAGGAGUUGCAGGUUGUUGCUUUUUGGGAAAAGGAGGCUCUUGUUGGAGAAAAAGAAGUACUGAUGGCCAGGAUACUCCAGGCAGAAAAGGACCAGAAAGCUCUGGAAAAACAACUUGAAGCCAUGGUCUUUGAGAAGGAGAGACUUGUUCAUGCCAAGCAUGCCAUAGAGAGAGAGAACAUAGCCUCCCAUAAACUGGAAUCUGUGCUGCAACAUGAGUUGGAAAUGGAGAAAGAGAAACUCUUGGAAGAGAGACAUAAGGCAGAAGAAAUUGAGAUUCUAAGGAGAGACCUUCAGGAACAGCUUUCAGCUAAAUCGGAGGCUGCAGAACACUACAAGGCACAGAUCGAGAAGGCAAUGAGUCAUUAUAAUAGCAAGAAGCAGCUUCUCCAAGAAAGCCAGGAGGAAGUGGCUGAACUCAAGCAUUCCUUAGAGGUUAAGGAGCGCGAGGCAAAGGCUAUUGCCACGGAGAACAAGAUGCUUCAACUGGAUUUGGACAAGGCCCAGACCAACGAGAAGAAACUUGUGACUAUGGUGGCCAGUUUGGAGGCACAGCUGUCCUUUGCUGACCAUAACCUGCGGGCACAGAAUAGGAUUCAUGGUAAUGAAAGAAGUGCAAGAGAGUCGUGUUACUUGGAGGUUCCCAACGCACACUCAAGUGUUCAGACUAGAGCACAAGUGAAGAGAACUAUGAGCUUUGACAGCCUGGACCAGAGCUCUCUGGAAGACUCCCUGAACACCACAAGGAAACUUUCAGCACCUGAUGAAUCGAGCACACCGCUUGUUCGCAGUUCAGAGCGCUUGGCAGCCAAACGCCGGGGUCUACAUACAGAGUCACUGGAAACUCUUUACUUUACUCCUAUAAGCAACAAACAGAACAACAGGACCAGUACGGAGCACCAAACUGAGCUGGAUUCAACCCGGAAAAAUCCAACUUCAUCUGUCAAAAGACGCAGGACCACGCAGGUUAUUAACAUCACCAUGACCAAGAAAACCCCAGGCAGAGGUGAAGAAGAUGAGACUUUCUACAGUCUGGCCUCAGCUCGCUCCCAUCCAAACCUCUCCAAUGCCCAUUCUGCGCGACCUGUGUCUUUGGAGCUGCCUGACAAACCUGCCAGAAUGACUGGCACUACCAGUGACCAGCUCAUCGGUCUUCCAGGGUACAGACGGAGCACAAUCCAUUUACAGCCUACUAGUACAUUCUGCGUUGGGACAGAGAACGAGCCAGAGGGUGCACCUGAUGACUGGAUGAGGAUUGCUGAGCUCCAGGCCAGGAACAAGGCCUGCCUUCCUCAUCUGAAAAGCAGUUACCCUGUGGAGUCUGACACUGGCCGUAGCAGCACGUUCCUAUUCACAGACGAAGAACUCCGUAUGGGCGACCCCUCUGACACAAUCCGUCGGGCGUCUGUGAUGCCUGGCCAGCUGCAAGAAUCUCUCUCCUCCCGUCGCCAAUCCCUCAUGAUGGGACACACAGGUGCCGCAGCCAGUACUCUUUCUCAUCGUCUGUCCUUGAUGCCGGGCCAGCUGCCGUCAAAAACUGUCAGCUCCUCUCAGCUGAGGAGCCCAAAAGGCUCAAAGCGGUCUUCAUCUACGUUGUCCGUUCAUCAGACUUCGCCUGAGAAAAAGGUGAGGGCCAGCUGCUUCCCUCGCCCACUCACUCCCAAAAACAAGAAUGUGAUCAGUGGACCUUCCAGCUCUCAGCAUCACACUGCUCUCACUCCAGCUGACCGGAAGCAGUCUAUGGUGUUCACUAUUGACAACACACCUAAAAACAGCAACUACCUAAGGAAAGGGCUGAACAAACUACGUAGCUCCACCCGAAAAUCUCCAGGCAAAAGUUCAAAGAAGUCGCCUGCUCAGACAUCUGCACGCAAGUGCCAUGAAAACAUGCCCCCAGGCAAUUCUCGUGCUGGGGUGGCACGAGCAGGCAGAACUGGCAGCAUUAAGUCACCCCAGGUGGCCACUAAAGGACAGAGGAAGUCUCCACGAGGCACCAGCAGGACUACAAACUCUUCUGGACUGACUGCCAGUGCUCGCAAGAAUUGUGUGUCUGUAAAGACAGGAAAUCUUCCUGGAAGUCAAAGAAGAUGAUGAGGAUGAAGUUGUGAAGAGGCUGGUUCUCAUCUGUCUGCACUUCUGCUACUUUACAGUUUCCUUUUCCAAAUGGAAUUUAAUUUUUAUAUUUUUGUUGUCCUUCUGGACAAAAAAUUUUACAAUCAUCUCCCUUAAUUUCUUUAUCUUCUUAAUAUGUCAUAUGUUUGUUAAUAAAAACAUUUAAAAGAAA
Dicentrarchus labrax (European seabass) is the source of this 7474-nucleotide messenger RNA. RefSeq names its product nuclear mitotic apparatus protein 1 (gene numa1). Bases 178 to 7281 code for a protein of 2367 amino acids. The transcript has 25 exons. The record is from RefSeq and is a predicted model, not a curated record. Gene Ontology annotation, molecular function: microtubule binding. Gene Ontology annotation, cellular component: centrosome; spindle pole; spindle microtubule. Lineage: Eukaryota; Metazoa; Chordata; Actinopteri; Moronidae. Gene Ontology annotation, biological process: establishment of mitotic spindle orientation.